Xylona heveae TC161 is the source of this 828-nucleotide messenger RNA. RefSeq lists its product as hypothetical. The transcript has a single exon. Bases 178 to 642 code for a protein of 154 amino acids. The record is from RefSeq and is a predicted model, not a curated record. NCBI's taxonomy places the organism in Eukaryota, Fungi, Ascomycota, Xylonomycetes, Xylonales, Xylonaceae.
GGAAACUAAAGCUCAAGCUUAGAUUUUACUCCGUACGUCCUGCUGAGUUACCUGACCUUCGCAUCCUUUAAGAAGUAUUGAGGAAAGGAAUACGCACAUUUUAGCUUCAACCUUGCACUUCUCGCCUACUAGACAGAGCAUCAUAUACACUCGAGCUGUUUAUUUCUCCCGUGCGCCAUGGAAAACGCCUCUGAAACGCAGCACCAUCAACAACAGCUCGAAGAGCCUCUUGACGUUGAGCAAGAAAACUUCGACGAAAUAGCCGCAUCAAUGGGCUUUUCGUCUUUUGGCGCACAAGAUCACUCCAGCAAGAGACGAAAAUACAAUCCUACGGCAAUCGCAGCCUCUAUCCCGCCAAACGUACACGAACCAUCACAAGAAUCGCUGCGCGGUCCGACGUCGACGAUGGAGACAGCCACAGCGCCCGCUUAUGCGCCAAAAAGUGCUGGACAUUCUCAUUUCAGUAUACCACAGCAUCAUACUACCGCGACUUCUCCUGUUUCAGGCCAAGGCUCAGGCCUGGGCACAAGCGAUCCUUUGUCCCUCGAAUCGCGACCCCGCGACAAGGCCUACUAUGAUCCAAGCUUUGUCGAGGAUCCAUGGAUACAUUUACUAGGUCGUCCGCAUAACCAGCUUGGAUAGAGCACAAAGAGAAGGGAAAGGGGGAAACUGGUCAAUACCAGGAAUACUUGUUCCUGUUCUCUCGUCUUGCUGCAAGACCAGCAACAGAUUAUGGGUUGGGGUUUUAAUAUCAUCCCCUCCGUCGGUGCCAACGGGAGCCGCAACAGCAGCAACAACAACAACAAUACCAGCGAAAGCAGCGGGAGU